Molecule: messenger RNA, 2136 nt
Organism: Sclerotinia borealis F-4128
Lineage: Eukaryota; Fungi; Ascomycota; Leotiomycetes; Helotiales; Sclerotiniaceae
Source: the annotation of a GenBank genome assembly
AUGGGAAGACCUAUGAUAUGGAAUCGCAAAGCUUUAUUGCCAUUGCGUCGAUACGGCCCAAAUACUAGUACAAACCAACCACCAAUCCUUAGAAUCGACAAUGGCACAUUCUAUCGCCACCAUCCCACUUCCAGCCAUCAUGUCGCCGGACAAAAAAAUCCCGCUUUAUUUGAGAAGUUACAGUUUGAGAUACCUUCUUUCUCAGAAAAGCAGAAGCAUUGGGCUAUAUUGGGAGCUUCAUCGUCGGGAAAAACUACACUACUGCAGAUCUUGAGAGGGGGACUUUUGUGUAUUCCUCCAAUUGCGCGAUCGUACCCAUACCUAAGCAGCAAUGCUGUUACGGCCAAUGAAUCCCAGUUACGAACCCCAAGUAAGGCGAUUAGAUAUGUAGGAUUCGAUGGGGAACAAGGGUUAGGGAAACAGGCGCCGAAAAGUGCAUAUUUAAGUGCGAGAUAUGAGUCGAGGAGAGAGAAUACGGACUUUAGUGUACGGGAUUAUCUACAAGGUAAUACGGAACUCAAUCCUUCGACGAAGAUAGAUAGUGGUGAGUUAGAUGACGAGAUACUCGCACGUGUUGUAAAGGAUUUAAGCCUGGGGGAGCUACUGAAUUUGCCGGUAUCGAAUCUGAGUAAUGGACAAACGAGACGGGCAAGAAUAGCGAGAGCGUUGUUGGAGAAUCCCGAGGUGCUAUUGUUGGAUGAGCCAUUCAUGGGGCUGGAUCCUCCUACGUUGUUAACGUUAAGUCCAAUGUUACAUCGAUUGGCGAGGGCGGAUACUCCAAGACUUGUGUUGUCUUUGAGGCCUCAGGAUCCUAUACCGUAUUGGAUUACAGAUAUGGUAUAUUUGAAGGGAAAUUGUGAAGUUGCUUUCUCGGGACCAAAGAAUCAUGUUUUGAGACAAUUGAGAAACCAUGUUUGUAGAAGCAAAGAUGGGCGGGAUGAAUUGAAUCUUCAUUUGACUCCGUCAUCUUUAACAGAGAUUGGCCGGAGGUUAGUUUUGGAUGGGAUCGAACAACCUAAAUAUUUGGAAUAUAUGACUCCAAACAGCAACCAGAAGAUAUUCAAACAAGGAAAAUGGGAGAAGACAAGUCCAAUGAGCCGAGAUGGAUACCCCUUGAAUCAUGUUCAACCAUGUGAGACGGGUGAGGCACUAAUAGAGAUAGCAGGUGCUCGAGUAAAGUAUGGAGAUAAAUCUGUACUUGGAAAUUGGACAGAAAAGAUAGACGGCGUUGAAAAGGAUGGUUUAUGGUGGAAUGUGAAACGAGGUGAGAGAUGGGGUAUUUUCGGUCCAAAUGGUUCUGGGAAAACGACACUUCUAUCUUUAAUCUGUUCCGAUCAUCCUCAAACCUAUUCUCUUCCUAUUCGACUAUUUGGUAAGUCCAGAUUACCAGAACCCGGCAAGCCUGGAAUAUCCAUCUUUGAUCUUCAAUCCAGAAUUGGUCACUCGAGUCCUGAAAUCCACAAUCAUAUCCCUCGCAACCUUACCUUGAGGAAGGUUCUCGCCAAUGCAUGGGCAGAUACUUUCAUGGGCUUACCAAAAUUAAAUGAUAACGCGAAUGAGCACAUAGAUGCAGCUUUGAGAUGGUUCGAACAAGAUCUGAGACUAGGGGAAGCCAUUGGUCAAACUGGUCAAAUUGAUCAGAACGAACCACCCACAUGGGCCAACGAUUUUCUUUUCCGCGAAAUGCCAUUCUCAUCUCAAAGAGUGGCUCUUUUCCUUCGCGCUAUCAUCAAAGCUCCUGAUCUCAUCAUCCUCGACGAAGCAUUUAGCGGUAUGGACGAUGGUGUUCGCGAUCGAUGUCUACUAUUUCUAGCUCAUGGCGAAGAAAAACAACUCGCACAGGUACAGGUUCAAAGAGAUGCCUGGUCUGAUGAACCGGCGUUAAAUUUAAUUCGUUCCCAAAUCAUCGAAUCCGAUAUCUCGAAGGAGGGAAAUGUGAAGAUUAAAGGAUUGAAUAAGAAUCAAGCACUUCUUUGUAUAAGUCAUGUGAGAGAAGAGAUACCAGGGAGUGUGAGGGAUUGGAUUUGUUUGCCGGAUGCUAAUACGGGGGAGUCGGCGAGGGUUGGGAAGUUGGAUGGGCCGAUUGAGGGGGAUUGGAGGAGGUGGAGUGAUAUUUGGGGGUUGGGGGGUAAGUGA